Selaginella moellendorffii is the source of this 1314-nucleotide messenger RNA. Its product is annotated as probable 2-oxoglutarate-dependent dioxygenase At3g50210. The transcript is spliced from 9 exons. The record is from RefSeq and is a predicted model, not a curated record. Gene Ontology annotation, molecular function: dioxygenase activity. Lineage: Eukaryota; Viridiplantae; Streptophyta; Lycopodiopsida; Selaginellales; Selaginellaceae. Bases 1 to 1083 code for a protein of 360 amino acids.
AUGGAAGAAAGCAAACGAGGAGAGAUCGAGCAGCAGCAGCAAUUAAUAUUACCGACACAGCGCUUGCGAAGUGGCGAUUCGGCUCCUACCAAGCCCCGCCGGCUGCACGACGCGGGGCUAGAUCGAUCGAUCCAGCACCGCAUCACCUGGAGCAAGCGCCAUCGCCGUGAAAUCGAGCGCCGCCGCCGCCGCCGCCGCCGCUCCUCCUCACCGCUGCUGGAGCCUGGAACUCGAAAUAAAAAUCCCCAAGAGCUUUCACAUGCAAUGAAAACUCUCUCCAAAGCUUUCGUCUGGCGCCUGGGCGGAUCGCAGCCGUUGAGUGUGAGAACGGGCGACGGCGAUGAUGCCACGUGGGAGUUUAAUUUGAAACUUUGUCCAAGUAGUACUUUUAAGUGGCAGACAUCAGUUUGUGAUGUGGAGCCACUGGUGAGGCGAUUCGAUGAUCCCGGCCUUGGCGCUUUUCCGGAUGUGAGAGACGUGAUCGAGCAGCUCGAUCACGCUUGCAGGAACAUUGGCUUCUUCUACGCGACAGGCCAUGGCGUCUCUCGGGAGCUUAUGGACGACGUCCGGAGUUUAAGCCACGAAUUUUUCAAGCUUCCAGACUGUGAGAAAAUGCGAAUCAAGAUGACUCCUUCCAGCGGCUAUCGGGGAUACCAAAAGCUUGGAGAAAACGUAUCGUAUGGCAUGCACGACUGUCACGAAGCCAUUGAUUACUUUCGAGAAUUUGGACCAGAGAUCCAGGAUCUAGAACUCGCAAAAACGGUGAUGGGUCCAAACCAAUGGCCAGAGAAUCCAAAGCGUUUUCGUGCAGUGAUGGAGGAUUACGUUGAUCAAUUGCGAGCACUGUCAAAGGCGAUAUUCCGAGGGGUAGCACUGGCUUUGGGUGGCGAAGCUGACACUUUUGAGGCCUCCAGAGCUGGGGAUCCAUUCUGGAUACUGCGAGUCAUUGGUUAUCCUCCGAAACCAAAUUUCGAUACAAAGGUGGAGCCUUUAAGUUUUUGUCUUGGAAACUCUAAGGAGGAGGAGAAGCCAGUCGUCUACGGUGAACAUCUCGUGAAAAAAGUCCUCACAAACUUUGCUUGAGAAAGCUGGGGUUUUUGUCCCUCCGAUUGAUCCAAAGCUCCCUCGAUCUUGCCACAGAAAAUUCGAUCCCAAAUCAGUAGAAGUAUCCCAAAAUCCGGCCACCAAGGUUCUUUUUCUUGGCUUCUCGGUGAUCCAUGACACCCAGGAAAUUCGUGAUCACAAGGUGACCAACCUUCCAAGAACAAAAAAGGAUUUUAGCAUAAAGAAAAUUCAUACUUCUUAUUCUACCUC